ACUUCCUUCCUCUGAAGUGUGAUGCAUGUGGGGAGGUCUUCUGUAAAGAUCACAUCCGUUACGAUGACCACAAGUGUAGAUCUGCCUACAAGAAAAAUGUGCAGGUUCCAGUGUGUCCCCUCUGUAAUGUACCUAUCCCAGUGCAGAAGGGUGAAAUACCAGAUAUUGUGGUUGGAGCUCAUAUGGAUAAGGACUGCAAAUACAAUCCAGCACAGCAGAAGCAGAGGAUCUUCACAAACAAGUGCUUAAAGCCAGGCUGCAAAAGGAGAGAGAUGAUGAAGGUAGUUUGUGAACAAUGCGGUGGGAACUUCUGCAUAAAACAUCGGCAUCCUCUGGAUCACGACUGUAAAAGGAGCAGCCACCCCAUGUCCAAGGCAGGGUAUGCAGCUCUGACCAGAGCCUCUCAAACCGCCUUCAAGUCAACGGGAGCAAUAGGAGUGCCCUCUAAUGGGAGUCUUCAGCACAACAGGUAUAACCUGUAGAAGAAGAAAAGACAAACACUGUUUAAAAAUAGUCUUGUGUCAACACAGCGUAGGAGUGCCACUGUCAUACCUCUCGCUGCUCUGGAGUUGGUAGUUGACCUUUAA
This is a messenger RNA of Apaloderma vittatum (bar-tailed trogon), 587 nucleotides long. RefSeq names its product AN1-type zinc finger protein 2A-like. Gene Ontology annotation, cellular component: cytoplasm; endoplasmic reticulum. Gene Ontology annotation, molecular function: zinc ion binding. The annotation marks the transcript as partial. The record is from RefSeq and is a predicted model, not a curated record. Gene Ontology annotation, biological process: proteasome-mediated ubiquitin-dependent protein catabolic process; protein targeting to ER. Lineage: Eukaryota; Metazoa; Chordata; Aves; Trogoniformes; Trogonidae. The transcript has 4 exons.